UUAAGGCUAGAGUGCUAGUCGCUAGACAGUAGCCACUAGCCACUAAUUUUCGCUUUUCAAUUUUCAUUAUCCAAUAAUCAACAAAGACUUUUCAAAAUUUAUUACGAUGUAUCUUAAAAUUUGUUCAAUUUUAUAUAAUAACGUACUUAAACGGCACCUUUAAACAUGUUUAUGCUUUAAUACAUUUUAAUUUAUCAGUGUGACUAAUUAUUGUUAUUACCAAUAUUCUAUUCAAUUGAUUAUUUUCCGUGUUAUUUAGGUAUUGUGUCGUUUUGGAAUAAGCUUAUCGUGCGCAGUCGUGUUCAAGCUCCAAGGUACAAAUUACGUUUACAGUCAAGGGCGGAAGGACAAAAUGGGCAACAAAUCAUCUUUAUUAUUAAGGGAAGAAGAAAUUGCACAAAUACAGGAAGAAACGGGGUUUACUCCUAACCAAAUAGAGCGCCUCUAUUCAAGAUUUACGGCUCUGGAUAAAAAUGAUUGUGGUACAUUGUCUCGUGAAGAUUUUCUUCGUAUUCCCGAACUCGCAAUUAAUCCAUUAAGUGAACGAAUUGUGUCUGCUUUCUUUGCUGAGAGUCACGAUGACCGAGUGAACUUUCUGCAGUUUAUGCGAGUAUUAGCUCACUUUAGACCUAUAAGAAAAAACAGGGAGAAUAAACUAAACAGUCGGGAAGAAAAGCUAAGAUUUGCAUUUUCAAUGUACGACCUAGAUAAUGAUGGCAAAAUAUCACGAGAUGAACUUCUAGCAAUACUUCACAUGAUGGUUGGGGUAAAUAUAAGUGAAGAGCAGCUAUCAAGCAUUGCUGAGCGAACUAUAUUAGAAGCAGACACCAACAAUGAUCAAAUGAUUUCAUUCGAAGAAUUUGCACGGGCCCUGGAGAGAACUGAUGUAGAACAGAAGAUGUCAAUUCGCUUCCUCAAUUGACCACUAGGAUCUUAAACUCUGCACAAAUAUGUUCUAACUGUAGUUGCUGUGACAAUUACAUUUAAGUUGUGUAUUAGAAAAUAGCUUCAAGGCUUGUAUAAUUUUGAGACUAAUAAAUAUGGUGUCAUUGA
Molecule: messenger RNA, 1053 nt
Organism: Pieris rapae (cabbage white)
Lineage: Eukaryota; Metazoa; Arthropoda; Insecta; Lepidoptera; Pieridae
Gene: elm
Product: calcineurin B homologous protein 1
Exons: 4
Coding region: 353-922 (189 amino acids)
Molecular function (GO): calcium ion binding
Source: RefSeq, a predicted model, not a curated record